This is a messenger RNA of Magallana angulata, 986 nucleotides long. Its product is annotated as polycomb group RING finger protein 3-like. The record is from RefSeq and is a predicted model, not a curated record. The coding region runs from base 35 to 964 and encodes 309 amino acids. Gene Ontology annotation, biological process: regulation of transcription by RNA polymerase II. NCBI's taxonomy places the organism in Eukaryota, Metazoa, Mollusca, Bivalvia, Ostreida, Ostreidae. The transcript is spliced from 11 exons. Gene Ontology annotation, cellular component: PRC1 complex.
UGCUACAGUAAGUUGGAUUGCGGAUAGGUGAUGCAUGGACGCAUCUAGAGAAGUAGAGGAACUCUCCAAUGAAACUGAAAAGAUAAAUUUGUCAUCUGAAAGUGUGUCUAAACCUGAAAUAGCAUCUGAGCCAGCAUCAUUAUUGGAGCAGCUCAAGUUACUACCAGAGCCACCCAGUCUCAGCAAAGAACCCAUAGUGCUACAGCUGAGAGAGCUGAACCCCUAUAUAACCUGUGCUCUUUGUGGGGGCUACUUGUAUGAAGCAUCUACCAUCACAGAGUGCAUGCACACUUUCUGCAAAACAUGCAUUGUCCGUUACACAGAGAGGAGUCUGACUUGCCCUACUUGUGACACCCCUAUCCACCCAACAGAUCCUUUUGUUCAUAUCAGACAUGACAGUACUUUACAAGACAUAGUUUACAGACUCUUACCAAAAGUAGCUGAAGUGGAGCAAAAGAGAGAAAUAGAAUUUUAUGAAAAUCAUGAAAAAGAAACUGGAGAGGUAAUUCUCCCCAAACUACAAUUACCCCCCUCCCCUCCACGGACCCCUCCCCCUCGCAUGGACCAGCCUCUCCUCCCCAGCGAGUACAUCCGCAAGAAGAAGAAGGAACCAGUGCUGGGGAACUUCAGAUCUCUGUUUGUCUCUUUAGUGCUAACACAAAUCAGUGAACAUGAAGAUUUAGAUGAAGAGUUUGAACUUGAGAAGCAGUAUAUAAGAGUCACCAAGAGAGCAACAAUAGGAAAUGUUAAAAGCUUUAUCAAGAAGAAGUUACAGUUAGAAAAUUAUUUCACAGUUAACAUUUUUCACCCUGAAGAAAUAAGUUCAAUGGGAUCCAUUAAUGAGGAUACAACAUUAGAAAGUGUACGAGAUAAUUACUAUGCUGGUCAGGACUGUUUAAUUGAACUCCAUUACAAAGUAGAUCCAAAAGAAGAGGAAAUUUUGAAAGAAGAAGAGCUAACAUGAUGAUUUCCCCAUUUCAUUGUUA